Molecule: messenger RNA, 582 nt
Organism: Lodderomyces margitis
Lineage: Eukaryota; Fungi; Ascomycota; Pichiomycetes; Serinales; Debaryomycetaceae
Exons: 1
Coding region: 1-582 (193 amino acids)
Biological process (GO): sphingoid catabolic process
Cellular component (GO): endoplasmic reticulum
Source: RefSeq, a predicted model, not a curated record
AUGACUUCCUUACAAGAACAUUUGAUCUUUUACAGAUCAUACCAUUUCAACAACACUAAUGUGACAAUACAUUUGAUUUGUAUUCCAAUAAUUUUGUUAUCGGCAAUUACAUUUUUAAUCCCAGUUGCUUUACCAUCUAUCUCGUCCAAUCCAUUGAUCAAUGUUGGCAAUGUCGUUGCUUGGGUUUAUGGUUUAUACUACAUCUCGUUGGAUGUCAAGGUCGGAGUCCCUGCCGCAUCCGUGUUGGUGACUUAUGCUUAUUACAUUGGCAAUUACUAUAGAUCAUUAUCGGCAUACACAUCACCUACAUCGAGCCAGUUUGUUCACUAUGCAAUUGCUGCCCAUACUUUUGCUUGGAUUGCUCAAUUUUACGGACACGGGGUGCACGAAAAGAGAGCCCCAGCUUUGCUCGACAAUUUGUUGCAAGCUUUGGUGUUGGCUCCAUUUUUUGUUGCGUUUGAAGUUGCAUUCUUUUUGGGAUACAGAACCGAUUUGAAAAAGACUAUGGAUAACGAGGCCGGAAAAAGAGUAAGAGAUUUCAAAUUGAAGGAAAAGGCUCAAAAGGCCGCCAAGGCUCAAUAG